AUGAUUUCCGACUCGGCAUGGGCAAACUCCCGCAAUGGGUGGGUGUCCGUACUUCGUCGUCCAGAGGCAAUGUGGAUCCCACCGAAUCCUACAGGCGAGAGUGAGGACGAGUCAAAUGAGGACAGCAAAGGGAGUCAGAGCAGCGAGCACGAUGAUGGGGAUGAAUAUGACGAUGAGGACGAGGACGAGGAGAACAUGAAGAGUCCUACUCCUCAGAAAACACGCACUGUUAUUGAAGAAAGAUUUCCACCACCACCGUCACAGUAUCCGCUGGGAGUACGCUCCUGGAGAAUGAAGGCCAAACUUUCCGUACCUUGGCCUGAAUACGAGUACGAGACAGAUGAUGAAUAUGAUGAUUUUGAACCGGUCCUGCUCUUCAAAGAGUUUCCAAAGGCGGUGACUUCCGCGGUCCAUGAGAAUACGCCAGAGACGGAAGUUGAAGUGAAAGGACCUGCCGAUACCAACUAUGAAACUUCAACGAAUUCAAUUCAACCUCAAUCAAUUAUUAGUGGCACUUCGGAGGGCAACAAAGAGAAAGAGAAUAGGAAAGCUGAACCUGUCGUUCAUGUUGGAGAGGCUAUUCAGCAAUCGUCUGCCCCAGCCUGUACUGAAGGUCACGAUACGUUCGUCAUUGACCCUGUUGAAGCAUCUCCGGCGCCUGAAAUGGUUCAGGGAUCCGUGUUGCCUCCUGUUACUAAGGAAAAAGAGCCCUCCUCUCUGGGUGUUACUUUGCAUGGUUUAUCUGUCAAAGCUCCUGUUGUUGAUCAUCCACAGGGAAUUAAGUUCAAAAAUGAGAAAUUUCUUCGCUUGUACCACGAAAUGAGUAGUCAUAUUGAUACGAAGGAUCAUAUGGGGGAACGCUCCGUCAACGAAGGCCCUGUAAUUGAGCAUCAUCCUGUUGUACCCCCCUCGGAUACAGUUCAGGUCCUAUUUCAUAACUGUCUGCCCAAAAAAGCACCGGAAGUGGAUACUUAUUCGCCUUUAUCUGCAUCAGAUUCUCUACCGGUUUCUGAAAAUCAAAACAAUAAGAUGCCUUUAGAGAGAGUGAAACGCAAACUUGAAAGUAUGAAUGAUGGACACAACAAUGCCGAAGUCAGACCCGCAACGAAAAGGACCUCGACGUGUGCCAUAGCUAGUGUUCUCGGAAGCUCGUUCCAGAAUGCAAUCAGUAUCGAUGAUGAUACCGACGAUCCUCUCACACCAGCCAAGGCAGCUCAAACAUAUUCCAAUCCGGUGGCUCAAGAGACUCAAGACUUCUCAAACCUUGUUUCCUCUCCUCCAAUGCCGAUAGCAGAUAGGGAGACACUAAAUAUGAACCGUCUUGAGCAAAGACUAAGGCUUAAAGGAGUGUUCAACCACACAAUCGGCGGAAGAGUACAAAAGAUUUCAAACCAGCACCACACGCUUGGUUCUUCCAUUAUCACCGGAGCAAAUGGGGGGAACAGAGCUGGAAGCAGCAGACUCCUCGCCACAUUGCCAUCGUCCGGAUACGUUAUUCUAGAGCCUAGUACAGAUACUGCAGCACCGUCCGAGUCAAACAACACCUCCACCGAGUCCGUCGACCCCAAUUCAUUCAGAAACUCGCGCCUUGAGAUGGAUUAA
This is a messenger RNA of Morchella importuna, 1602 nucleotides long. RefSeq lists its product as uncharacterized. Bases 1 to 1602 code for a protein of 533 amino acids. The record is from RefSeq and is a predicted model, not a curated record. The transcript has 7 exons. Lineage: Eukaryota; Fungi; Ascomycota; Pezizomycetes; Pezizales; Morchellaceae.